This is a messenger RNA of Chanos chanos (milkfish), 1572 nucleotides long. It is a transcript of the gene gabrb2b, whose product is annotated as gamma-aminobutyric acid type A receptor subunit beta2b. Gene Ontology annotation, molecular function: extracellular ligand-gated monoatomic ion channel activity; GABA-A receptor activity. Lineage: Eukaryota; Metazoa; Chordata; Actinopteri; Gonorynchiformes; Chanidae. The transcript is spliced from 10 exons. The record is from RefSeq and is a predicted model, not a curated record. Gene Ontology annotation, biological process: monoatomic ion transmembrane transport. The coding region runs from base 1 to 1572 and encodes 523 amino acids. Gene Ontology annotation, cellular component: membrane.
AUGACGAUUUUUAAAAUAAAGAAAAUGAGCUAUUUGGGAGUUUGGACUUUCCCCUUAAUAGUGGCUGUGGUCUGUGCGCAAAGUGUCAAUGACCCUAGCAAUAUGUCACUGGUAAAGGAAACUGUGGAUAGACUGUUGAAAGGAUAUGACAUUCGCUUGAGGCCAGAUUUUGGAGGACCCCCCGUGGGAGUGGGAAUGAAUAUUGACAUAGCCAGCAUUGACAUGGUAUCAGAAGUCAACAUGGACUAUACAUUGACUAUGUAUUUCCAGCAAGCUUGGCGAGACAAGCGACUGUCCUAUUCCGAGAUUCCUCUCAACCUAACGCUGGACAACAGGGUAGCAGACCAGCUGUGGGUACCGGACACAUACUUCCUAAACGACAAGAAGUCCUUUGUCCACGGCGUCACAGUAAAGAACAGGAUGAUCCGUCUACAUCCGGACGGCACCGUACUGUACGGCCUGAGAAUCACCACCACUGCAGCCUGUAUGAUGGACCUGCGCAGGUACCCUCUGGACGAACAGAACUGCACGCUGGAGAUUGAGAGCUACGGCUAUACCACUGAUGACAUUGAGUUUUACUGGCGAGGGGGUGACCAUGCUGUCACUGGAGUGGAGAGAAUAGAACUGCCUCAGUUCUCUAUCGUCGACUACAAACUCAUCUCUAAAAACGUGGUCUUCUCAACAGGUUCCUACCCCCGGCUCUCCCUUAGCUUCAAACUGAAGAGGAACAUAGGAUAUUUCAUCCUGCAGACUUACAUGCCCUCCAUUUUGAUCACCAUUCUAUCCUGGGUGUCCUUCUGGAUCAACUAUGACGCUUCGGCGGCCAGGGUGGCCUUGGGAAUCACCACUGUCCUGACCAUGACCACCAUCAAUACACACUUGCGGGAGACUUUACCAAAGAUCCCCUACGUCAAAGCCAUUGACAUGUAUCUGAUGGGCUGCUUUGUCUUCGUCUUCCUGGCCCUGCUGGAGUACGCCCUGGUCAAUUACAUCUUCUUCGGCAGAGGACCCCAGCGCCAGAAAAAAGCAGCUGAGAAAGCAGCCACCGCCAACAAUGAGAAAAUAAGAAUGGAUCCAAACAAGUGGUUGAUGGGAAGUGUAGUUCAGAGAGACGAUGCUCUAUAUGCCAGAAUGAAACAGAGGGAUAUUGACGCUCAUGACUCGAUGUGGGAGCCAAUCUUUGUGGACGAUGCAGCAAUAGGACUAGGCGAGCAAAAGAAUAAGAUGGACCCUCAUGAAAACAUUCUCCUGAGUCCCCUGGAGAUAAAGAACGAGAUGGGCGCGUCUGAGCUGACCCUGGGGCUGGGGGAUCCUCGGGGUACCAUGCUAGCCUACGACAGCACUACGCUGCAGUAUCGGAAAGCUGGACUGGCCAGGCACAACUUUGGGCGUAACGCAUUGGAACGUCACGUGGCUCAAAAGAAGAGCAGGCUACGAAGGCGCGCUUCUCAGCUGAAAAUCACCAUCCCCGACUUGACUGACGUAAACUCUAUUGACAAGUGGUCGAGGAUGAUCUUCCCAACCGUCUUUUCCUUCUUCAAUAUCGUUUAUUGGCUCUACUACAUCAAUUAA